AUGAAUAUAUUCUCCUUCUAUUAUUUUGAUGCUUCUAAAAAAUAUGUUUGCGCUAAAACUAUAGAAUUAGUUUUCAUGGAAUAAAUAUUGGCAUAAGAUAAUAUAACAUUUGUAGAAUAAGUCUUGCUUCAUAUAAGAGAUACUUUAUUAAAGGUCUCCUAAUCCAUUAAAUCUAGAAAAUUGAUGGUUUCCGUUUUUUAUUUGCGCAACAGUGUUUAUAUUAUGAUACCAAAAGAAUGCCAUAAAAUAAGUGAGUUUAGAGAUUUUUGGUUUCUUUUAGUUUGGAGAACUAUGUUAUUGAUCUAUGUAUAUCAAAAUUUAGUAUGA
Paramecium tetraurelia is the source of this 327-nucleotide messenger RNA. RefSeq lists its product as uncharacterized. Lineage: Eukaryota; Ciliophora; Oligohymenophorea; Peniculida; Parameciidae. The transcript has 3 exons. The record is from RefSeq and is a predicted model, not a curated record.